Phytophthora nicotianae INRA-310 is the source of this 2305-nucleotide messenger RNA. RefSeq lists its product as hypothetical. NCBI's taxonomy places the organism in Eukaryota, Oomycota, Peronosporomycetes, Peronosporales, Peronosporaceae. The transcript has a single exon. The record is from RefSeq and is a predicted model, not a curated record. Bases 24 to 2276 code for a protein of 750 amino acids.
AAAGAUUACUAUUGCCAGUCAAAAUGCUGCGUCGAUCACGAGUGGUGCAAAGUGCUCGCAGGCGCUUGUUCUCCUCGAGUUCCUCGCCCGACUCCCUGCUCGCCUAUGGGGCGCGUAUCCUGCGCUGCCCGGACCCACACGAGAAGGUCUCGCUCACGUUUGAAUGUCAGAAUCGCUGGCAGUCGGAGAACCUCCCGGUCUUCUGUGAGUCUCAAUGGGGGGCCCACAUCCCUCCACCGCUCCCUGCUCGCGGUCCCAAACCCGAACUCCUGCCUCCUAAAGAGAUGCCCGGUAUGAAGCAAUUGCAGACGCAAGCCAGUAUUCCGGUUAUCAUGCUCCACGCAUUGGCGCACAUUGAAUUAGGAGCUAUCGACAAUUACUGGGACACCAUAGUCCGCUUCGAUCCAGUUCAACAUCAGCUGCCUAGAGAGUUCUACGAUGAUUUUCUGAGGGUCGCAGGUGACGAAGCUCGACAUUUCGCUAUGGUAGACGACAGACUGAGAGAAUUAGGCUCCGAAUAUGGUGCCCUGCCUGCCACUAGAGCGUUAUUAGAACAUGCAGCCAACACCGCAGCAGAUUUGGCUGCAAGGAUUGCAGUGGUGCCGUUAGUACAAGAAGCAAGAGGACUGGACUCUGGAGAUAGGCUAAUUAGUAGGAUUAAAUCCAUGGGAGACAAGAAGUCAGCCAAGGUCGUGGAGCAGAUAGUGUGGGAAGAACGGGAUCAUGUCCGAUGCGGCAUUAAAUGGUUCCAACAUAUCGCCAAAGUGCAGAAGAGAGAGGACCAAGUCGCAUAUUUCCAAGAGUUGGUACUCCAGUUUUUCCCGGACGGAUUACCUGGUCCGUUUGAUGUGGAAGCGAGACUUGCCGCGAAUAUGGGAACGGAAUGGUAUCAAGCUCUUGAAAAUAAGGUCGCUCAUUCUUAUCCAGCUCAGUCAAAUGUGGACUCGAAGAAGGAUAAAUUACAACAAAGCGCCAGUGUUGCGGCGUUCGCUGCUAGCAAGAAGAAGGUGAUUCUAGCUGGAUCUGUGUGGCCUGAGCGCACGAGCUCUGCUGCUGGAGUUCGCAGUGCUGACAUAAUUAGUGUGCUGCAAGAACGGGGAUUUCAGGUUCUCUGUGUCUCUCCCAGUCGUCUGAAUGACCAUACUGCACGACUGGAGGAGGAACAAGACGUGCGUUGUGUACAGGCUGACGCGAACACGGAUGCAUUCCAGAAGUUGCUGCUGGAGACGAUGCCGCAGCUCGUGAUGUUUGAUCGCUUCAUCGCUGAAGAGAUGUAUGGAUGGCAAGCGAAGAAAUACGCACCAGAAGCGCUGCGAGUGCUGGAUCUACAAGAUGUGCACUUCAUCCGUCGUGCUCGCGAGUUUGCAGUGAAGAAGCAAGGCGUGAACUUUGAGGCUACGCUGGAUGGUGCGCGGCUGAAUGUUGAUCCUGUUGAGAAGCUUGCUAUCCGGGAAUUGGCAUCUAUCCACCGCUCUGAUCUGACACUGUACGUGUCGGAAUUCGAGCGCGACAUACUGAUAUCACGCUUCCAGGUGCCGGAUAUGAGGCUCCAUCGGUGCGACUUCUUUUAUCCAGAGAUUAAGGCCUCAAAGCUACGUCCUUUUGGAGAGCGCAAAGAUAUCGCCUUUAUUGGUAGCUUUAAGCAUGCACCCAAUGUCGACGCGGUGGAGUGGACCAAGAAGACGAUUCUUCCGUUGUUCCGUAGUUUUGGUGGUAACGCAGAGAUCCACAUCUACGGAUCUUAUGGUGAGACUAAGCGGUUUGCCAAGCUUGACGAUCCUAGUCAAGGUUUCUUCAUGAAGGGCUUUGCUCCUGAUGCGCACGAGACAUUGAGCCAGUAUCGCUUGAGUAUAGCGCCGUUACGGUAUGGUGCUGGAAUCAAGGGUAAAAUUGCGGACACUUGGUUCGUCGGGACGCCAUGCGUGAGUACUUCUAUUGGAGCCGAGGGUAUGACGUCGGAUAUUAUUCCUUGGGGAGGUGCAAUCGCGAAUGAUCCAAAGGGUUUCGUAUCGGAAAUGCAGCGUUUGUACAACGACGAACCCAUUUGGAGUGCUGCACAAGAAGCUGGUGUAAGAUGCUGUUCGACAUUUUACAGUCGUUCGAGCAAUGCUGACAGUUUGAUGGAACGUAUCGAACGCACCAUGCUUGAGAAGCAAGCACUUCGACAGCAAAAUUGGAUGGGACGCAUUUUGUGGUCCGAGAAAUUCCGCGCAACGGAAUAUAUGUCCAAAUACAUUCGUGGGAAGAACGAAGGACUAAACGACAGAGAGAAAUAGAUGUUUUCUGUAAUGCUGUGAUACGUCGA